AGGAAAUGCAAUCAACAAACCUUCCUCGCGAGCAAGACCAGUCAGUUCAACAGAGUCCAGCUCUUGAAUUCAUUCUUGCGGCAACUUUUCUGUCUAUACUUGAAUAUCUGAAACACAAGUCCUUUUGUUCUAACCAAUGAAAGCAAGAUGCCGAAGCUGAAGGGAGUCGAAGGGACGAAAUCUCACAAGAAGAUGGGCAUAGCAAAACGAAGAAGAUCGAGUGGAACGGCUUCUGUCAAAGGAAAGAGCAAUCUUCGUAACAAGAGAAAGAAGGUUUGAAUUUGGUUAAAUUUACUUGAAAAAAAUCGAUUUGUUUUUAUUUAAUUGCACCAAAGUUUCCUCAAAAUUCUACGAGAUUUUCUCUUACAUAUGCUCUGUUUAUAGUUUCUCUAUUGACCCGGUUAUACCAGACGCUUGUUCGAUUAGUCUUGCUCGACUUUAUCCUGAACUAAAUUUCUUUUUCUUGCAGGAUUUUCUAAAAGUUUUAAUUUGAGUCUUAAAACUUCUGGGCAGUAUUUAUAAUAUUCUAAGGCAUACGCCCGAGAAAUCUUUGAGGAUAUAGGUUAAAAAGUUUUGGCGUCGAGCUCUUGUCUCUGGAUUCGUUUAAACUUGUAGCUUCGAGAAAAAUACUGCAACAUUUGUAGUAUGUUAUUUUCCAUCACGGUUUCUUUUCAUCUAGAUAUAUAUUUUCUUGUUCCAAUAUCUUCGCCGUUCAAGCGGUUUGGUCAUUUUCCGAAGUUUUGCCCUUCGAAGUGUGAGUACAGACCAGUCUUGUCCUUUAAUAUGAAAGGUUGUGCGUGGAGACCUUCCCUUUCAAAAUAUUAUUUUACUUUUCAAAGCCUCCUGUUUUGUAUUUUUGAGCUCACAUCCAUUCUUCUCUUUAGUUUGAGGCUAUUGUCAAGAGGGCGCUGGGCCUAUAACAGAAAUCAUUCGAGGAGUCUUACAAUUUUGGUGAAAUGAUUUUUCAGUAGAAGGAAUCAGCUGUGUCUAUGUGCUUUUAAACUGCACGCACAGAGUGCUGGCGUGUCAAAGAUGGGAACAGUAAAAUCCGGCCGCAAGAAAAAAAUUAGCGGGUACCUGUUAUUCAAGAGAGUAACCUAAAAAGCUGCGUAACCAAUAUUUUUAAGGGAAAAAAUUAGGAUCUUUGGAAUUUUAAAGUAAGAAUUGUGUAAAACUUCCAGACUCAGGCUAAAACUUUUUUUUCAGUCUGGAAGAAGUGUGAGCCCCCGGAGUGAUUCUUCUGAGGACAGCGUCUUGUCGAGUCAAGCAUGCGCACAGAGGUCGUCAGGGAGGCUGAAAAAAAUGGCGGCAAUGUUCAAUCGAGAGGCGAGUUUUGAUGAUAAUCGGUCGGAUAUUUACGACGACGAUGAAGAUAGAGGAUUUUUUCAGAUGAAUGAAUCAGAUGAAGGUACAGUUAGUAUUUUAAUGUGAGGAAAAAGCGGCUUAUCUUUUUACGAGGUGUCUUGUCGUCCCUCAUAUUUUGACAUGCAACUGGUCAAUCCAGGUUGUGUUUACAUUGUACAUUUACAAAAUCUGCUCAGUUUUUUUACUCAGGCAUCCUGUCGAGGGUUCGUGUCUAUUCUCUUAGCAUAAGCAGUUGUCGAUACGCUAUAGUUGAACGUCAAAGUUUUUAAUGGGACUACAUUUUUGCACUUUUGUGAGAUCUGCAUUCUUUGUGCCGUCUACGUGCAGACUUUAUUAAUGCAGAGAUGCUGAUCACGGACGAUGAAAAUUGUGGAGAACUUUUUAAACGCCAAAACAUGUCAUGACCUUCUUAAAUAACAUUGUAGGUCCCCUACCCUUUCAGAACUUGAGGUGGUUAGAGGGGGUAUGCCGCAGGGCUGCAAAUAACGGCCGGUCAACGGACAACGUCCGGCCUGAUGGCGGACUUGACCGGUCAAACUCCGGCCCUGCCGGUCAUUUUGACCGGUCAUUUUUGGAUACAAACUCUUUAUUUUCCAUACAGUUGUCGCUUAAUGCUCUAUAACGCUGCAAUGAUUUCUUUUUUCCUUGGCGUUUUUUGCUGCUUUGCACUAAACCCUUCUAAUAAAAAGAGCGCCGCAAUAAAUUAAUUUCAUGUCGUCAUGUCGUAAUCUAACGCAACAAAGUGAAUAACAAACUCAGUUGGAAAGUAACGUAACGUUGCAAGUUGUACUGUACUUUUGGCUUUGCUGUAAUCGGUAAUGUGACCUUCUUUGGGAAUUCGAAGGAAUUCAGGAUCAUUCAGGCAAAUCGAUCGCAAUUCUCAACAGGUCGUCCUGUGUUUCUCCGCGAAUAAAUGUUAGCGCAUCGAUUAAUAAUAAUUUCUUUUAUGUCGAACAUGAAUCUCGUUUGCAGACUCGAUUCCAGAAUGGUCUGAUAAAAAUUUAAGCUACUCAAGAGGGAAGGUUGUCGUCUAUCACGGCGCUAGCUUCUCGUUCUUGUAAACAACUUUAUGCAAAUUUCUGUUGACAUUUGAGCCCUUCGCGAUAAAAUGUUGCGCGAUGACCCAAAUUUAUUUAUUGACUUCUGAUCAUCAACACGCUGUUUGUGGAACAAACUUUGUUUUUUUUUUUUCGUGAUUUCUAAAGUUUGCUGAACUGUAGGUGUAUUCCGUUUCCUGAACCUUAGGAGUUUGAAAAGGAUUUACGCUUCACUUUUUACCUCUAGAGACUUCAGACACCGCCGUGCAAUGAUACUCAAGGUAGAACGUAACAUUAAAACACGCGAAAACUGCGGAAAGGAACUCUACAACGUGCGAAUGCAUUUUUCACCAAUUUGCUGUCAAAAAUGUGAGCGUCAAUGUAGUAAUAAUGAUCUAUUGCCAGCAUAAUUGGAUAUUCCUUAGGCAAAAAAAAAUUAUUAGUAUUCAUUAUUUGACCGGCCAGAAUUGGGGUUUGUCCGGGCUAAAAAAUAUUUGGCCGGUCAUCAUGACCGGCAACCUGCUGUCCGUUAUUUGCAGCCCUGGUAUGGCCGGCCGGAAUUAUUAUUUAAUUUAACAUCGACCACCCUCUGUGCAUUAUUUUUUUUAUUAGCAUUUUUGGUGAUAGUGUGUGACAUUCUCAGAUUCUUUGCAUUUCACAUGCUAGGAAAUGCAGUUUGAGAGAAAAUAAAUGUGGCAUAACAUUUAAGCUCAAUUUGCCACCUCAAAUAAAAUCAAACCUUUCCACAACCUCUCUUGGGGACAAAGUUGAGGGUUCGUUGUAGAGAUUUGGCCAUUUUAAAGAGGUCAAACAAGGGUAAAUGUAUCUGCUGGAAGAAAAAAGUGGCCAUUAUUUGUAGAAAGGUAGCCCUUGGGAGAGGUUCGAAAUGUAUAUCCUGCAGAUUAUGUUGGUGGACACACUGGAAGGGUGGGUAUAUCAAUAUAUUUUUCUUGUGUAACAAUCACUGUUGGUCUUUUCCCUCUCUUUUUUCAUGGGGAGGGUUGUUUGGUAUUAUUAUAUUAAAGUGUUGGAUCAAUAGUGCAGAAUGUUAAAAGGUUGUUAGUUGUCCUUUGACAAUGAAACAGAGAAUGUUGGAACAUGAUUGUGACAGGUCAUGUCGUAAAUUGUGUUCUAAUGCAUACGUUAUCAGGGCUGUCAUUAAAGGAUGAGGGCCGAGACUUUCUCCCAGCUUCUAUGACAUGACCCUUCUUUCAUUGGAAAAUGGAACAAAAAUAGAACCAAAAAAAAUUCCAAGCUGUUUGAUUCCCUACCUACGUGAUGUAUUUACCCAGCAAAUUGAAAUCUUGGUGACAUCUCUGUGUUAUUAUACCUCUAAAACAGUGUUUUUUUUUCUUUUUCACUACAUAAGUGAUCACACAUAAGUGAAUGGCUUAGGCUUCAAAGGAAAAUUGAUUUGUAAUGCUAUUUUAUAUUAAUUAUUAGACACUGAGGAUGCAAGUGAGACUGAUAUGGCCAAGCUUGAAGAAGAGUUUACAGAAAUGAAAGAGCAGUAAGUGGUACCAUAUCUAUUAAUGUGCCCAAUUUAUCCUUUAUCAGCUGGUCAGAUUGUUGAUCUUCCCACUUUUUCAUACUUAUACCUGUAGCUAAGGUUAGGUAGCAAUGAAGAAAGAGGUGCAGUUACCUGCCUAACAGUCAGUGGUAGCAGAAUGUCAAUUCAUUCUUAGAAUACUCCUUCAUCGUAGCACUGUGAAGUAUAUUUAGGUGCAGUUUAGUUUAGUGUUAAUUAUCAGCUUCUGGCUGCAGGCUCAUUUUGACUCAGUUGUUUAAUAAUAAUGUUUCCUUAUUUUGAACUUCUGUUAGGAUGUAUCAAGAAAAGCUGCAGGACUAUAAACAACAGUUACAGAAUUUGAUUGGUGGUAGGUACUUUUAAGAGGGAAAUGAAUGUUCACUUCACCAAGUUUAAAGUAGGCAAAAUUUUUCAAGAUUUAUCUUGAGCCAAUGUCUUCAGUGGUCCCUGCCUUAAGUGCACAUGUAUGUACACUUGGUGUUCAUUGCUUUUUUCUUUGUUAUUUAAGCUAAUCCUGCACUGAGAUCUCAAAGGUCAACUCUUUUUUAAACAUAGAGGGAUUAUUGCAUUUUACAGUGGAACCUUGAUAUAAUAAAUGGCCAAAGGACUGGCAAAAUACGUUUGCUAUAACAAGGUUUCAUUAUAUUGAGGUUCUUUUCAACAUAUUUUACUAUUACUGGAAUGAAGAAGAAUAUCUUUCUUUAUAUCUUGUUAUAUAGAGAUUCAUUAUAUUGAGUUUCCUUUGUAGUUGCUAAUAGGGAGCUUAAGCAACAAUGAUGGCAACGUCUAGGAGAGUGGGAAGAAAGCAGUAGGUCAAGAUUAGCAAAACAACAACUUUGCACGUGCAUCAUGCUUUUUUGUCCAUUUCUUUGUUUUCACUGCACGACUACGACGUGAAAAUGCCUAAUUUCACGUGUUACGGAGGACGUGAACACAAGACGACUUUCUCUUUCUUUUCCUGACCUUCGAUUUUACAGGUUUUAGAAUUCAACUCCAGAAAUAGUUGCCAACUUGACGAAUUAAAUGAGAUGGAAUGAGGACGAUGAAGUUUAAAGCAUCGCGACUUCACUUUUUAUGUGCCGUUUUUGUAGCCUUCAUUGUCAUUUUUGCUUAAGCUCCCUAAUGAUCUCAGUGAAACAAUGCUGUACUCUGUCAAAUUCAGGGUGCCUAGCUGAUGAUUUUUGUGAAAAUGACUAAGACCUCCUUAUCAGCCAAGAGCCAAAGUAAGGUGCCAGGGGCCACUGGGUACAGUUAGAGCACAACCCUGGUGAAACCCUGUUUUGUCAAAUUAUUGAUUUCUUUCAUGUUGUAAAUUAGGAAAGCAUCCUGAGUACACUAAAAGGAUGAAUAAACUGGACAUGUUGAGAAGUGAGAGACUUCUUAUUGCAGGUAAAGUAGCUCAACUUUCUUGUAUACCAGGUAACCUGGUGUGCUUGAAAUGAAAAAUUUCUUUUUAAGAGCACUGGUAAAAGUAGUGAGACUUUUUUAACGGUUGUUGAUAAAAAUGUUUUCCAUCUUAGUGAAAGAUUAUUAUCAAGUCACUUUUUAAAUUUACCAUCCCCUCCCCAUAAGCAGAAGUCAUGGCUAAUAAAGUGUUAAAAGGUCAUCAUUGUCAUGAAGAUAUUGUUCAUGGUGGAUAAUGUGUAUAAAGGGUUUCGUUAAUCGUUUGUCUCACGAUUGUCACAUCACGAUGUUUCUACCGCGUACUGCAGGUCUUCAUCAGGCCAUAGUGUCGAUUUACUGAGUAGAACUAUUGUACCACCAUGUUUGCUAGUGAUUGAUGUUUCACGAACCUUGCUCAUUGUUGGUGGGUUUCGAUCCAAAGCAUUGUUGGCAUUAUUUGAGGAGGAAACUGUUCCCUUCGUGGUCCGUUGUGGUAAUGAUUGGAUGCUAUGCUGUCUGAUCGUAGGCAUCCAUGCAUCAGGAAUCUCAAUUCCACCGUCGCCCUGUUGAUUUUGUUAGGGUAAAGUCUUAUGUGAAUAGCCUCUUUAACUCUACGAGAGUACCAGUGAGAGUCUUGGUCAAUAAACUUAACCUCGUCCCAGAGUGGAUAAUGUCCGGUCUUAUUGCAGGGGUUUCAAUAAGGAUAAUGGGUCUUAAGGUCUUAUUGACAUGUUCAUGAAAAUUUUGGUUCUAGAAGCUUUCAACUAAUUUAAACAAAUUUGAAGAGAAUUCUGAAGUAGUCAUAGUCAAAACCUAUUUUGCCAAAUUUUUGGGCAUUUAAUGUAAAUCAGCCCGUUGCAGCGGGUACCCCGCUAUUGAAACCCCUAAAUGUUCAGAAAUGGCUGAAGUUUCAGUUCUUGAAAGCCAUUUAAUGUAAAUGACCUAAUAAAUGCUCACUUCCAAAUAAAUGCCCCCUAUGCAAAUUACUCCAAAAUACUAGGAAUAAGCAAAGUCAUUCAAUUCAUUCUGUUUCUUGCUUGAUUAAGAAAGCUUUGAGAAUUCAUCUUGUGCAAUGUUGAGUUAAAAGUAAGGAUAGACUAAUGAUGGCAACAACAAUAACCCUGAGCGAGGAUUCUGACAGCCAUGUUGGGAUUACAAAGAGAGAUAUGGAUCUCUAGACAGCCAAGAGAUAUCAGUUGAUGGAGUGAAUUUUCCGCUAUUUUUAAACUCACUUAAUAUUUUUGCUGAAAUCUUAUUGGUUUGGUUGAGCUUGUUACAGUUAUGAAAAUAUACUCCCCCUCUCUUUAAAUGCGUCCUAUCUAUUAAAUGCCCCCUCUUGGACCUCUAAAACUAAAUAGACACCCCAGGCAUUUAUUAGAAGGUCAUUUAUGGUAUCCCUAUUGUGCUCCUUAAUCUGUUCAUGCAUGUACCUUCCCAUUUGCCAAUGUAUACUUUGUGGCAUUCACAAGGAAUCUUAUACACCACUCCAUCUUGUUUUCUUAGAUCAACAGCAUCCUUAGGUUGCACUAAGUGUGCCCUUAAUGUUGUAUUUGGACUUGAAAACAGAUCGUAUGCCAUGCUGUUGUAGGCUAUGAAUAAAGUGGUUCAGUUAACCCUCUGAUGUAAGGUAGAAGCGCUGUAGAUUUAAUUUCGAUUGUGGGUUCUGAUUAUUGGAAUGUGUGAUGUUAACUACAAAUGAGUAGGGGUAUCCUUUAGAGUCCAGGACAGAGGAUAAAUAUCUAAUGUCUUAUUAACAAACCUACAUGUAGUGGAUUAAUCUGACUAUUCUGUUUUCAUUUGCAGAAAUUUGCCGAAAGUAUGAGGUUAGUAUUUGAGCAGAGGCAUCUUUAUUAUGUGGUUAUGACUACAUGUUUUAGUGAUUUAAUAUGGUACUUUGAUAAUGGGUGGUAGUGGUGGGGGGUAAUGGCGUGGCAGCACUUUUUGUUUUUGUCUUUAUUUACCACUACUUGCAAACAAAAUUUUGCCUUCAGUGUAUUGGAUAUUUCAAAGUUUGUAACAUUUUAUCUUUGACUUUUACCCUAGAUGGAGCUGAUUGAGAAAGAAUAUGUUCGAGAACAGAAGGCAGCACAGCAGGAAUAUGAGGUCAGUUAAUCUUUUGCCUUCACAAUAAAACAUCAAAGUCAAGCAUAUUAGCUGGUAAAGGGGUUCAACUUACUUGAAGGCAGUAAAGUUAUCAUUCUGAAAGUUUGGGUUUCAAGAACUGCUCUGUUGCUAGCUUGGGUUGUUUAGUGAUCAGUAAUUCCUUAUACUUGCUGGCCAUGCUUUUUAAUAAUCCACUGUUUCACCUGCAGCCAGUUGGGAUUUCAGCCCCUACAGGGUAAUUUAAAUUAUUUGUUUCAGCUGCGAGCAGAGGCUACAUUUUUGCUGCGUGAGCUUUCGUGCAAAAAGUAGCCUCUGCCAACAACUGUUCAAAUCUGUCCAGAAAUCUGGACGAAUAAAUUAAAAAAAACAGGUUUUUUCCUGUUCUUCACUGGUUUAGAGCUUUGCAUGAGUCUUGUGUACUAGCAGAUCAGAGUUGUUGCAAUUUUUUUUUCGGCUGAAACUUGCGCCAUUUGACGACAGACCUGACAAUUAAUUUUGCUCAUGAAAAUUUAUGUCAAGGUUUGACAAUUGAACAGUUGUUUCCUUCUGAUUUCUGUAGCAAAAGAAAGUUGAACUGAAGGAAACUCUCCUGAAUGAGCUGCAAGAGAAGAAAAAGGUGAUAGAGUCUGAGAGGAUAUCAAUGGAGCUUACUGGAGGUUAGCGUCAAAGUAUAUUUUUGUUCAGCUUGUCCCAUCUUGCCAGCUGCCAGAGCCAGCCAUAUAAUACAGUCAACUCUAUUGUAAGUGACUACCCUUGGCACAUGACAAAGUAGUCCUUCACAGGAGGUGGUCGUCUACAAGAAAAAUCAAGAAAAUAUGCUUAAAGUGAACUGGGUAACAUAAUUACGUUAAGUUACCACCUUAAAAGCUAAAAUUAGGCUUAUAGACUACUGGCAAUAAUGUUUCUCAUCAAAUAGUGCUUGGAAUUGUUGAAACUUUGUACAUAUCAUAUUGCAUCAACGUAACAAUCCACUUUUUUACCUUAUACAUGGACAGAUCUUAUAACAGACAUCAUUUUUGUAAGUCAAUUGCUAUAAUCAGUCAGCACGCUUGGUCACCGCUAUGUAAAAACUGUGACAUUCAAGAAUGUUUUUCUUACAAUCAUAGGUGAUCGUGAUGAGUGGUUGCUUACAAGAAAUGGAAAACAAAUGAAUAUGUCAAAUUUCUGGCCUAAAAAGUGGUCCCAACCGUGAGAGAAAAUUUAGAAGUGUUCCCUUACAGGAGAGUUUUUAAAACAGCACUUUGACUGAGAACCAAAACAGUUAUUUACAAGUGAUGGCUUGUGGGAGGUGGUUGCUUACGAGAAGUGGUCACCCUGAGAGAGUUGACUGUAACAUCAAUAUUAAUUAUUACCUGAUUAUUUUUAUAAUUCGGCCAUAUGGCCAAAACAGGAUUCAGUAGUGUGGUUUUAAACUGAUAUAUUCAAAUUUUUUGUUGUAGACUCAGUAGAAGUGAAACCUGCUGUUACACGAAAGCUGAGAAGAAGGCCUAAUGAUCCCCUUCCUGCUCCGGAGAAAAGGAGAAAAACCUCUCAUAUCCUUUUCAAUUAUCUCAAAACUAGACAAAGAAUUGUGUUCAAAGCAAAAUAAAAUUAUUGCUUUGUUAAAUGGCCUUAACUGAUUCCACCCCAGAUAAAUUAUAUGCUUGAUGAAGAAGACAUCAUGGAGGACUUAAAGGCACUCAACAAACUUGUUUCCCUCCCUGGUGAGGUAUGUGAGCUCUCUCUACAAUCAACUGCCAGGUACCCUUUGGCAGCACUUAGAACAAUGUGAGCUAUUAGACCACCUUAACCCAUUUGCAUGUAGCUAACAACCCAAUUUGAAGUUAUUUGCACCAUUUUCUGAUCACUAUCUGACUAAUUUGAGCAAUAUUUUAGCUUAUAUCCCUGAUGCCUCCAUUCAACUUGCAAAAGUUUGGGCAUUUUGGAAGACAAAUUAAAAAGUGACUCUGUCCCUUAAAUACUUAAACCUCUCACUAUCUCUCCUCCCCACUUGGUUAGCUUUUCUUUCCCUUUUUUCCCCUUUUUGCUAGGUAUUUACAUGAGGGUUUCUGUUGUGUGAAUGUGUUAACAAAGGCUAGCUGCGAGGGCCUGUGUAGUGUGAAAACGUUUUUAAUCUAGUGAUGACACCUCAAUAGUAAUCUCUGACUCUGAAGUCACAAAGUUGUUUUGUUUUGUAGAUAUCCUCAUCUCAGUCUCGAUCAGAGAGUAAAACUGGGAAUAACCGAAUUAAAUCAGGUAUGAUUUCUUACUAUUUCAUUUGUCAACGGCCCAUUUGAUUACUAAAUAGCUUAGGUUGCACCAAUUUGAUCCUUUGAAAUGGUUACAUGAUAUGUACUUGUAAAUCUUUCUAGGGAAUGGUUCUCAUUCAGAGAUCUCGUACCCAAUUGAAGUCAGAUCUGAAGAUGGGAAGCUGUUUUAUGACAAAAAAUGGCAAGUUCAUAUUCUCAAGAAAAACAAAAUCAUUUUUUUGUCUCGCUAGCUGGUACAACAUGUUAAGAAUCACUAUUAUUACUGUUUUUCUCACCAGGUUUCACAAAGGAACUGGAGUAGUUGUGGAGACAAGAGAAAAUGGGAGAUACAGGUAAAUAUUAGGACUGUAUUGAUUUAGAGAAAAUCCAAUGAUUACAUACUGCUGUUAUUUAUAAGUAUAUUGAUUAGCAUGGGCAGAGGUGCCCAAUAGCUCAUGUUGGUAUUUUCUCUGUAUACGAGCCACACCUAAGUAAAGUAUUCUUCUUUUUCAGCGGUGUCCUUCAUUCCAUUGGUCAGUCAGAGGUGAGGCAUUUUUUUUAACAGUCCCUUGCAGAAUUUGCAAAUGAGUUAUUGGAGUGUGCAAGGAAAGUCAUGUCCGAUAGCCUGAGGCUAUUGGGUUUUUUGCAACUGGGGUAGUGGAAUUACCUUCUUCAUUUUCGGGGGGUGAAUUCAAAUAAGAGAAACUACAAGCUGAAUAGUCUUUUUGUUUAAACCUUACCUUAUGUUUUAGUUAAAUUAGAGCAAUUUCACCUAUUUAACAAGUUUAAUGUUUUAACUCACUAGAUCUGGAUCAAGAAAACUGACAACAACAAAGUCCGCAUAUACAUAUCCUCACUUAUCAAGGGAAAAUUUCACCUCAAGAAGAAGAGCACAUCAAGCAACAGCAAUCAUCAUGCUAGUUCAUCACCUGCAUUAUCUCAAACCAGUAAUACAUAACAAGCAUGAAAAGAUAUUUUUCCUUGUAAGAUAGUAAAUAGCAUGUAGUAGUAUUGUCUCUCCAGGGUGUAAAAUAAUAUUCCUGGAGUCAAACCUCUUGUAAUAAUUUUCUGCAGGCAAUUGUCCAGCGACUGCACUCUCUUUUUGGUGUUCAAGUUUUCACAUUUUAGUUUUAGACCUCUCAAAAGUGGCUAGUCGACACAUCAACCUUACUCCCCUACCAGUGUUAACUGGAAGAAUGCAACACCAAUACAAUCACUGAUAAGACAAUACUGAGUUUUUUCCUUUCCUUAAAUAGGACAGUACAAUAUACUGACUUCACUCUAUGUAUUAGACAAGCCAAAGCCAUGCAAGGGCCAGUCAUGCUUUUAUUUUGAAAUUGCAGUCUAUUCAAGGAAGAGGCCCCAUGCAGUAAGCAGCUCCUAGAUCAUGGGUUUUUGGGAGUUUGCUUAUGAGAGGUUCAGUUGUAUAAGAGGUUAUGAUCUUGGUGUUAAUUGCUGGGCUGUCACUAAGAUUUCACAUUGCUGAUAAUACAUUUAGUGGGCAGGAAAUCAAGCAGUUGGGAAUUUCUUUUGUUUUCUAUGAAAGUUAUCAGACCCCAGGGUGCAAAGAAAGUCAGUUUUACAGCCUGCCAUUCGGGCAAGCUGUAGCUAGUAUGUACUAGCCAACAAGUCAUUUCAGCUAGCCCCAAUCCAUGUUUGAUUAGCAGGAUUGAUUACAAUCCUUCUGUAAUUUGAAUUUCCGCAAAAAACAGCACUUGCCCGUCAGGCAAGUUAAGAACAAAAAUCACUAGCCCGAUUGCUAAAUGCACUAGCCGCGCCCUGGGCUAUCGGACACGACUUUCUUUGCAUGCUGGGCCCUUAGUGACACUCUUGCCAUAGUCAAGAUUAACGGUGUUGUCAUUUAAACCCGUGACACUUGUGAUGGGUAUCACUAUAAAGGAGUGCUACAAAUUAAUGUCAAUGCAAAUUUUAGUAAGGCGUUUUGGAGAUGUGCCACAUCAUUACUGCUAACAAAAUGGCAUGGUUCAUGAAAAUGUUAUUGAGAAUCUCAAGAUAUCAUAGAGAGAAAUACUCAAUUUCAAUAAUUUUAAUAUCAAACAUUACCAAACAAAUAUUUCUGAAAAGCACUGAUGCUACAUUCACAUUUGACUUGCUUUUAUCAAACAGGUAAUUGUUUCUCUUACUCUCCAUUCCACAUCAUCACCUAAAUGUAUGGUAUCACUGAGGCCUGUUAUGAUUAUUUAAGGUGUUAGGAGUCUUUAUAGUGGAAUGGAAGCACAAUUAAGUUCGAACAAUGUUACAUAAUAUCCCUUAAUCAAUAUCUCUUCUAUUUGCUGGUGUGCAACAUGAAAGCAUGAGAAUUCUGAGGAUGUGACUGGCUUGAAAUUCUAAAGUCACACCCAUACUUGAUCUAGUGUUAGUAUUGAUACUCCAUAUCGAAAGGUCUCUAUUGUCUACCGGAAUGUUUUAGAGAAAAAUAGUGUAUUUUUUCCCACUUUCAGUUGGCUUAAGUCCAUGGAACAUAUCCCAACAAAAGGAUCAUUUCACACUGAAAUGAAAAAGGUCAAAAUUUGAUCAAAUGCUGUUUUUUUUUUGUUUGGCUCAAACGUUGUGUUUUCAAGGUUACUUAGGUCUAUGCUUCCCUCCCACCCCCACCCCCGUGAAAUAUAAGGCACAAAGGUUGCUCAUCAUGAAUACUGAUGGUAUACUACUCACAUGUUAAGGAUACAAUAUGAAGACUGUUAACAGAUGAUUAGCCUGCGUAGCUGGAGGGAUUAGCAUGGGAGUGCUGUUUUGGGCAGCGGAGCCGCGAGAAGAGUGGGUACAAGUCACUUCGUAUGGCGGCUCUGCCGCCCAGGAAAGUACCCCGGGCACAAGAAUCCCACCAGCUGUGUAGGCUAACAGGUGUUGUUUUGUGGUGUGGCCCUUUGAGUGAGUAGAUUCUGUGAACUAUGCCCUCUUAUCAGUGGUAGUUUUGUACAUAAUAUAUGACACAUAUGUAUUUACAUGAAAGAGCAAUGUAGUAAAGACUUAACAAUUACUACCGUCAUGCAUGUAGUCUUUGAUUCUCUAUUUUGAAAAUAUUUUGCUAUGACAAAUUUGUGGAAAAAAUUCUGUUAACCAUUAUUAAAUUUUGUCAUCAAUUACAGGGCUGUGACUGAGGGCCAGGGAUUUUCCCUUGACAGCAUCUAUGAGCAUGAUCCUGGCUACUUUCACAGGAAACAAAACAAAAGUAAAACACUUGUUAGCUUUUUUAUUACACCCU
Messenger RNA from Porites lobata, 12870 nucleotides. The record is from the annotation of a GenBank genome assembly. NCBI's taxonomy places the organism in Eukaryota, Metazoa, Cnidaria, Anthozoa, Scleractinia, Poritidae.